UCCACUUGAACACUGAGACCCAUCUCCUUCCUGCCCUAUAAGAACAUGCAUGGCCAGACAAGAUAGUACCAUUUUCUAGCAAAGAAAGUUGUCUCUCAGCAAGUGACAUCAAUCUCACCUCCUCUCAAGGCAGGCAAAAGUAGCCGAGGAUGAUCGGUGAAAUGGAUGCGGACAGUGUUGUAGGAUAUUUCAGGGGCAAGAGUAUCCUCAUCACUGGUUCAACUGGCUUCCUAGGCAAAGUGCUCGUAGAGAAGAUACUGAGGGUUCAGCCUGAUGUGAAGAAGCUCUACCUCUUGAUUCGGGCCCCUGAUGCUGAAUCCGCGAAGCUUCGAAUUCAGACUGAGAUCAUAGGUCGGGAGAUCUUUCACGUGCUAAAAGAAAAACAUGGUGUGCAGUUUAAUAAUUUCAUUGAAGAAAAGAUAUGUCCUCUGGUGGGAGAUAUCAUUUAUGAAAACUUUGGACUAGACAAUGUCCAGCUCGAGGAAUUGUCCAAGGACAUAGAUGUCAUUGUCAACGGAGCUGCAACUACAAAUUUCUUUGAAAGAUAUGAUGUAGCUUUCGAUGUGAAUGUCUUGGGAGUGAAGCACGUCUGCGCAUUUGGAGCGAAAUGUCCUAAACUCAAGAUGUUUCUUCAUGUUUCAACUGCGUAUGUAGCUGGUGAACAAGAGGGGAUAAUACCAGAGAAGCCGAUCUUGAUGGGCGAGACCCUAAAGGUGGGCACACAUCUGGACAUCGAGUCCGAGUUAAUUUUAGUCAAGGAUACCAUGCUAGAACUAAAAGCUAGCUGUUCCACGGAAAAGGAUGGGAGGAAAACCAUGAAGGAGCUUGGCUUCAAGAGGGCACGACACUUCGGGUGGCCAAACACCUAUGUCUUCACCAAGGCAAUGGGGGAGAUGAUUAUGGGGAACCUACCAAUAGACUUUCCGGUUGUCAUCAUCCGCCCGAGCAUUAUAACCAGCACCCUCAAAGAGCCAUUGCCUGGAUGGAUGGAAGGAAUCAAGACAAUCGACUCGGUGGUCAUCGGAUACGCCAAGCAGACCUUGCCCUUCUUCCUAGUCGACCUAGAUUUAAUAAUGGAUGUGGUGAGCUUGUUCAUGAAUUGGCAACCAAAAUUUGGAAUGAAACUUGGUGAAGCACACUCAGAGGAUCAGCAGGUGCAAGUCAUCUACCAUGUAACAUCGUCGAUGCGGAACCCGGCACCUUAUUCCAUCCUUUGGAAGUCUCUCUUUCAGUACUUCAAUGACAACCCCCCAUGCACGGGAAGGAAUGGUGAACGUGUUCGGCUGAAGAAGAUGCGGUUCUUCAGCACUGUCAUAUGGUUCAAGCUGUACAUGGCCGUCAAAUACAUGCUUCCCCUCGAGAUGCUUCGCCUAGUGAACAUUGCACUUUGCGGUGUUUUCUCACGGAGAUACAAUGAACUUAGCAGAAAAUUCAGAUUCAUGAUGCAGUUGAGCGAAUUAUAUGCACCCUACACGUUGUUCAAAGGGUGCUUUGAUGACAUCAACUUGGAUAAGCUCAGGAUGGGGAUGAACAAGGACAAUCAAAAUAACAAUGGAGCGUAUUACUUUGAUUUUGAUCCCAAGUACAUUGACUGGGGCGAUUAUUUCUACAAUGUUCACAUCCCUGGUGUGCUCAAAUACACGCGUGAUUGAGUUAUUUCUUUAUAGAAAAAUUUCGAGUGCAGCUACUAUCCAUGGAAAUACAAUUAUUUGUCUAUUCUUUUUAUGAAACACUUAUGUAUUUGUAUUGUACUCCAUUUGUUAUGCAACUCUUCUGAGUAUGUUUGCAAUUCUACUGCACAUAUGGUGUAGUGUUUGCCAGA
Messenger RNA from Triticum aestivum (bread wheat), 1822 nucleotides. Its product is annotated as fatty acyl-CoA reductase 1. Gene Ontology annotation, cellular component: intracellular membrane-bounded organelle. Gene Ontology annotation, molecular function: alcohol-forming very long-chain fatty acyl-CoA reductase (NADP+) activity. Gene Ontology annotation, biological process: suberin biosynthetic process; long-chain fatty-acyl-CoA metabolic process. The record is from RefSeq and is a predicted model, not a curated record. Bases 150 to 1652 code for a protein of 500 amino acids. Lineage: Eukaryota; Viridiplantae; Streptophyta; Magnoliopsida; Poales; Poaceae. The transcript has 10 exons.